AUGAAUGACAUAACAAAAAGCUCGGAUCCUGUUAUUAAUGUGGAGGCCAGUGAUGACAGCCCGGAAAAUGCGGUUAAUUCUUCACCACUGAAUCCCAUUCACCGGUUUAUAGCAGCCAUACCUGAGAGGGUACCGGCUUUUGGUAUACUAUGCGCUCUAUUAGGAGUUACAAUGUUUUCUGUGGCGUCACUUAUUGUUAAAUUAUUAAAACAUUUACCUGCCGUUGAAAUACUUAUAUUUAGAUGCGUGUUUCAAUUCAUCCCCUAUUUCAUCAUAACAAUCGCCAAAAGGUACUCAUUUUUUGGUCUACCGGGAAGUCGUUUAGAUCUGUUCCUGCGGUGUGUAUCGGGAACCGCGUCGUUGGUCACCCUAUACAUGGCAUUCAGGCUAAUGCCACUGUCGGACGCCAUGACUCUAUACAUGUCAUCGCCUGUAUUUGUCACUAUAUUUGCCUACUUUAUACUCAAAGAGCGCAUAACUGUUGUACACGUGACCACCGGUACGAUCACAAUCAUCGGGGUAUUUAUUAUAUGCCGACCGGAAUUCUUGUUCGGCCACAACAAUCAUCACCACAAACACCACUACGAGCACCGGCUAAUAGGCAUAGCCCUGUCCAUAGGGGCGGCCAUCACGUCGGCCUAUUCCCUGAUAAAUCUGCGCAAACUUAAGUUAACACCCGUUCCCGUAAUAGUCAUGUGGUAUUCAAUAGCGGUGGUAGUGAUUGGCAAUUGUGUGCUACCAUUCCUGGACCGGUGGGUACUGCCCCGCGAUUUGUACACGUGGUCACUGUUGGUG
Medioppia subpectinata is the source of this 795-nucleotide messenger RNA. The record is from the annotation of a GenBank genome assembly. Lineage: Eukaryota; Metazoa; Arthropoda; Arachnida; Sarcoptiformes; Oppiidae.